Molecule: messenger RNA, 339 nt
Organism: Arxiozyma heterogenica
Lineage: Eukaryota; Fungi; Ascomycota; Saccharomycetes; Saccharomycetales; Saccharomycetaceae
Exons: 1
Coding region: 1-339 (112 amino acids)
Source: RefSeq, a predicted model, not a curated record
AUGAGUGAAAAUACUAACAUUGAUUCUCCUACUGCCACUAUUACCAACACCACUGGUGUGACAAACAAGAAGAAAAACGAAAAUGAAAAUACAGAAUUAAAGCAGUUGAGUUAUGAAGAAGUUAUUGAGUGCAUUCAACAAAAUAAAGAAGUGCCCAAUCUGAUCAAUGUUCCAGAUAUUGUCCUUUCUAGUGAUAUGAUAAGCAAAUCCAGCUUACCUGUUAGACACAAACCAUGGGAAAUGAAAAAAAACAAGUUAACGAUUACAACCGGUGCAGAUAUAAAUACAGAUACGUAUAGUGACAACAGUAGUACCACUGCUACUAAAUUAACUGACUAA